AUGUUUUCAAUGAUGAUUGUUCUAAUGUUAUUUCCGGCAGCAUAUUAUUUACAAUUGAAUACAGCACAUUAUGCUAAACAUAUUGAUACGGUUGAUGAUAUUGUUGAUCUUGUUAAACAAGGAACACAUACAUUGAUUGCUCAACGAUCAAAAGUUUUGGAUGAUAUUUCAGGACUCGAUUUGGUUCAAUCAAAUUCAAAAUAUAUUUUUAUUAGUCACAAACUUAUUCUUUAUUAUUUACAAAGAGCAUAUGCAGUUAAAAGUGUUUGGAUCGGUACACAACCAUUACAAAUGGAUAUGGUUGCAUUUUCAUUUCCAAAACAUUCACCAUUAUUCAAACCAAUAAGUUAUCAAAUUUUAUUAACACACGAAAGAGGUCUAUAUCGGAAAUGGAUUCGUGAUGUAUAUCGUUCAACGAAAUUAGCAAAUAAGCCAUCUUAUUUAGAAGCAAUUCGAUUUCAACGAAGAUUUCGAAAAUGGUCAUUAUCAUCGACAAUAAUAUCGACAUCAUCGCCACCAUCAUUCGAUCGCAAUAAUGAUGAUGAUCAUCCUAAUUAUAAUAAUCAAAUUGUAAUACAUUUUCGUCCAGUACUUGAUGGUUGUAAACUGUAUGACGGUAUUUAUUUACCAAAAACUAAAUUUGAUUUUGAUCGAAUGAAAAUUUCAUAUAAACAAUGUAAUCUGAAUAAAUCAUUGAUUAAAAUUGCUAUCAAUGAUGUAGUACCAAUAUGUUCAAUCAUUGAUUUGGGUAAUGGAAAAAUUACAAUGGAUGCUGAUAAAUCGGUUGAUCUAUUAUUAGUAGAAACAAUGGCUAAAAAAUGGAAUUUUACAUAUGAAUUUGUCAAUGCUGAACAGGAUUGGGGAACAUAUAAAAAUCAAACAUGGACUGGUACGGUUAGAUUAUUAAUGGAUGGAUAUGCUGAUGUUGGAACUUGUGCAAUAUCAACAACAUUUUUACGUCAUAAAGUUAUUGAUUUUAGUUCAUAUAUUUUUAUGGAUCAUAUUGCAUUCAUUUUACAACAUCCUAAAACUUCAACAAAUAAAAAUAUAUUAAUACAACCAUUUGGAUGGGAAUUAUGGCUAGCAAUUUGGUUUUCAUUCAUAAUUGUUUGGAUUUUAAUAAAAUUUAUAACCAAACAAAUUUAUAAUCGUUCAAUCGAAAAUGUUACAAUGAAACUUUGUGCCAUUUCGCUUAGACAAACGGUAAAUUUUAGCAGUCAACAAUCAACACCAAUACGUAUUCUUUAUAUGGGUUUAAUGAUUGCAAUGAGCGUUUUGACACCAUAUUAUUGUGGAUCAUAUUUUGCUAUAUUAAAUAUAUCCGAAUAUGAUUUGCCAAUAGAUACGAUCGAAAAUCUAGUAAAAGCUUUAAGUGAAAAUUCUGUUAAUGCACAAACAAUAAAAUUAAGUUCGUUAAUGGAUUUAGCAAUGAAUUCUCGUCGAGGACCUUAUUAUUGGCUUGGAAUGAAUAUUCGAAGGUAAAUUAGUUGACAAAAUUUUAAUUUAAACAAAAAUUCAGUGAACAUUUUCAGUCAUUAUGAUGGAAUCGAUUUUGUUCAAAGUGAUAAUCGAAAUAUUUUUGUUGCCGAACAUUUUUUAUUAUCAUAUCUACAAAUUUUAUAUGCACAAAAACCAUUAUUAAUAGGUUCGGAAUAUUUUAAUCAGGAUAGUUAUGCAAUGAUAAAAUGGUUUCAAAAAAUGGGCCUAUUUCAAAAAUGGAUGCAUAAAAUUUUUAUGAAUGUAAAAAUUGCUAAUCCCAAAGCUUAUCCACAACAAGCCACACGAUUACAUUAUCCAUCCGAAAAAAUUGAAUGGACACAAUUACGUUUGGUUGAUUUUACUACCAUAUUUUCAAUUUGGUUUUUUUAUAAAAUAACCAACAGUUGUGAAAUUGUAAUGGAUAAUUCAAUGGAUCGUAUUAAUUUUCGUAUGGAAUGUCCUAAUCGUGUAAAACGUAUAUUUUCGAUACCGAUUUUGGAAAAUAAUGAUCAUAAACGUUGCCCGGUACCUAUAUCAAGACAAAUGUCAAAACCAACAUUACAAUGUGAUGCUAAUACUAUGUUUGAAUUGUUUAAACCAUUUCCAUUAUCUGCUGAUGAAAUAAUUUUCUGGACAUUUCGUGAUCAUUUAAGUUUUAAAACAUAUUAUGAAAACGAUUAUGAAGGACCUAUGACCGAAUUUUGCGUAUCAUCCGCUUUAUUUAAUACGAAUGAUUCGUUCUAUAACUAUACAAAUGAAAUGUCUAAUGCAUUCGAUUUAAGAGAUCUUCGUGCAUUUUUAGAUUUUGCCGUUCAUCGUAACAGAAUUAUUUCGGCUUAUUUACAAUCAAAUGGAAAUCCUAUUGAAUUCACGUUUAAAAAUUCCAAUGGAUGUUCGGCUUCAAUUAUCAUGGCCACUAUUGAUUUGGAAACAAGUACUCAACGACCGGUGCCACCUACAUUUCGAACAACUCGCCGAAUAGUUGAUGAUUCAUCAUCCGGUAGUGUUAUGCAAAACACAAGUCUAGAUACGCGUACUUCUCAAGAAAUUCCAAUGAAUCAAUCAAUGGAACAACAAUCCAAUCAUGUUUUGAAUUCUACAAUCAGUCGUAUUACAAAUUCAUCACCUUCCGAAGAUUCAAUGGAACAACAAUCAAGUGAACAUAUCUCAAGCUCCGGCAUCACUUCUGCUACCCGAUCUCAUUCAUCUUCUAAUCAACCAAGUGAUAAACAACCAUCACCAAUAUCAAAUCAAUCCGCGAAUGCCAGUGAUCAUCUUAUGCAAACUGAAAACAUUGAACCAAAUAAUGACUUUGAUAACGAUAAUGAUGAUGAUUUUGGCGAUGAUAUUAUCAAACAAAUCAUGAUGGAAGAUAAUGAUAAUGAAUUAACAUCAUCACAAUUUCAUUUUCUUCGUGGUGAUCAUGAUGGUGAUAAUUAUGAUGAACGACUUGACGAUAUUUUAGCAUCAUUUUCAGAUGACGAUAGUGAUUGAAUUUUAAAUGUAAAAUUUUUUAUUAUAAUUUCAUUUUUUGUUUUUUGUUUCGUUUGUUACAAUCAUCAAAUAUAGAUAAAUAUUAAAAAAAUUUAUGUUUACAUUUAUAACGAAUAUCGAUCUUUUUUAUAUAUGUAAAAAAGUUUUUUCUCCAAAAUCAAAUAU
This is a messenger RNA of Dermatophagoides pteronyssinus (European house dust mite), 3138 nucleotides long. RefSeq lists its product as uncharacterized. Gene Ontology annotation, molecular function: ligand-gated monoatomic ion channel activity. Lineage: Eukaryota; Metazoa; Arthropoda; Arachnida; Sarcoptiformes; Pyroglyphidae. The record is from RefSeq and is a predicted model, not a curated record. Gene Ontology annotation, biological process: DNA damage checkpoint signaling. Gene Ontology annotation, cellular component: membrane; checkpoint clamp complex.